This is a messenger RNA of Pogonomyrmex barbatus (red harvester ant), 1516 nucleotides long. Its product is annotated as ionotropic receptor 75a-like. The record is from RefSeq and is a predicted model, not a curated record. Lineage: Eukaryota; Metazoa; Arthropoda; Insecta; Hymenoptera; Formicidae.
CUAUCCCAAGUUAGUAGGAAAAUCUAACUGUGAGACGGACGACGGAAGCAACGAGGCACCCUGUAUAUGGUUUGUAUCGCAGUAGUCGCCGUGAUUAUGCUGUCAUGUCAAUCAACGUUAUGGAUAUUAUGGAUGACUCCGAACUCUGUAAAUCGUUUUCUACAACUCCUGCUGCUGUCGGAAAUUAUGCUGGUAUUCCAUACAGAAUGAAGACGAAAUGGAAUAGUUUUAACAUCGUCACAGCCUUGUAGUUCAUGUAUGCCGAGAAAGGAUGCACUUGUUUGGAGGCAUUUUUCUUUUACAAACAUUCGUCAUCGUCACAUAUACGCAGACCAGCCAAAUUAUUCGAGAUUAUUUUGUUUACAAAAAGGUAUCCAGAGUAGUGGGAUUUUCUUGCGGGGAUGUGGAAGAUUCAGAGUUUAACUUUCUUUGCCCAGAGGAUUUCCUUACGAUGAGGUUGCUGAACGUCGCUGGGAUAGCCACCGGGAUUAAACCGACUGGAUCACAAAUCAAUAUACCGAGGUAUCUUGACACUGAUCGGACUCUAGGAGUAUUUGUGGACGUACAAUGUCCGCAUCAGAAUGUUAGCGGCAUUUUUGACGAAGCUUCAGCCCAUCGCAUGUUUGAUUACUCGUAUAACUGGUUGAUCAUCGGAAGCAACUUGAACCACAGUUUGCAGAACUUGAACGAGAGUGGUUUCAGCAUCGUCACGGAUUUCGCAAUUUUAUUGCCGAGUGAAACUGAUCUGAACGGAACUGAUUACAUCUUAUAUGAUAUAUACAAUCAUUGCAAAAUGCGUGGCGGAGUACUCAACGUUACGUGGCUUGGUAGUUGGCAAAAGGAUAAAGGACUCACGAUCAAUCUGACUGACUCGAAGAUUGCCAGACGACGAAAUUAUCAUGGUUUGCGAGCCAAAGCAGCCGGAAUCGUACUACAUAGACCGGAACACGUGAGCUUGAUAGAUUAUCUGGAAGGCGACAGCUUGGAAGUCAUGGAUAACUGGCCGAAAUUCGGACACACUCUUCUCUCGCAUGUCUCCAACAUGUUUAACUUUACGUUGGAUCUUAUCGAGAUCAAUCACUGGGAAAAGAAUGACAGCAACGGUCCUCUGAUGAGUACUUUGAAAAGAGACGAUGCCGAUUUGGGCUAUUAUCCUUCUAUCUUAACUAUUGAAAGGUACGGAUAUGCGCGUGUUAUUCUUCAGCAAUGGCCUACACGUACUUGUUUCAUGUUUCGUACCAUACCGGCUAUGAAAAUGAAACCCUGGAUAAUAUUGAAGCCGUUUGCAGCGGACACAUGGUAUAUGAUCAUCGUGAUCGUGGUGGUUACAAUUCUCAUUCUAUCUUGUAUAUUGAAGUUAGAACGUGCUAACGAUUAUGGCUGCAGCAUUUCGGCAUUGAUCACUGUUGCGGCAUUAUGCCAGCAAGGUACUUACGAUGAUGACGAUAUGACAAUGAUAUAUUGUUUUCCUGUUAUCAUAAUGUCAAUUAGGUUUCCCUUUUCUCACUGACCAAUC